AUGAAUCGGGCCUUGAUUCUCCUUGCUUCGGCCAGUGCGGCUUAUGCAACCUCUCUAAGCAGUGCAUGCACAGCUGCGCGUGUUCGCGACUCGUUGCCCGAGGACGGCUACAUUCUGGGUGUCACCUUUGACCAAGACUCGGUCACUGCCAAUGCUGUCUACAACUCCUCGCACUCUGAUGAGGUCUUCUUCCCCGAUGCCACCAUCAACUACUGCAAUGUCACCUUCACCUACACCCACGAAGGGUCGGAUGACACCGUGAUUCUUGGCUACUACUUGCCAGCGCCUUCGAACUUCAAGAACCGCUUCCUUGCUACUGGUGGUGGUGCUUAUGCCAUCCAGUCCGGCUCGAUGUCCGCCCCCGGAGGUGUCAUGUACGGCGCCGCCUCGGGCUUCACCGAUGGAGGAUUCGGAAGCAUGGACACUGACUUCGAUGACAUCUUCCUGCUUAACAACGGUACAAUCAACUGGCCGUCUGUUUACAUGUUCGGUUACCAGGCUAUCAAGGAGAUGACUAUCAUCGGAAAGCAAUUCACCAAGAACUUCUACGACGUCGCCAACAACACCAAGGUCUAUUCCUACUACCAGGGCUGCUCCGAGGGAGGUCGUGAGGGAUUCUCCCAAGCCCAGCGCGCUGGUGAGGAGUAUGAUGGUUUGAUGAUUGGUGCUCCCGCCAUUCGUUACGGUCAGCAGCAGGCUAACCACCUCUACUCGAACAUUGUCGAGAAGACCCUGGACUACUACCCCCCUCCUUGCGAGCUUGAGAAGAUCGUUAACGAGACCAUUGCCGCCUGUGAUCCUCUUGAUGGCCGUAAGGAUGGUGUUGUGUCGCGUUCCGAUCUCUGCCAGCUGCAAUUCAACAUGACCUCGAUUAUCGGCAAGUCCUACUACUGCGCCAGCUCCAGCUCCAGCAGCCUUGGCCUUGGAUUCGGCAAGCGUGACUCGACCGAGCCCGCCCAGAACGGCACUGUCAGUGCCGAGGGUGUUGCUGUGGCCCAGAAGAUUGUCGACGGAUUGCAUGACUCGAAGGGUCGCCGCGCCUACAUCUCUUACCAGAUGGGUGCCGCGUUCGAUGAUGCCGCAACCUCUUACGACUCUACCACUGGCGAGUGGGGACUGGAUAUUGCCGGCGCUGGCGGUGAAUGGAUUGCCCGUUUCCUGGAGCUGCACGACGAGGACAACCUGUCCAGCCUGGAGGGUUACACCUACGACACCCUCGUUGGCUACAUGAAGCAGGGCAUGACCCGCUACAUGGACUCUCUCCAGACUACUAUUCCUGACUUGACUGAUUUCUACGAGAACGGUGGAAAGAUUAUCCACUUCCACGGCGAGCAGGAUGAGUCGAUCCCCACUGGCUCCUCCAUCCACUACUACAACUCCGUUCGCCAGACCAUGUACCCCGGCAAGUCAUACAACGCUUCCACUGCUGCCCUGAAGGAAUGGUAUAAGCUCUUCCUUGUUCCCGGAGCUGCUCACUGUGACACCAACACCGCCCAGCCCAACGGUCCCUUCCCCCAGACCAACUUCGAGGUUAUGUCUCGCUGGGUUGAGAAGGGUAUUGAGCCUGUCACCCUGAAUGCCACCAUUCUUCAGGGUGACUACGAGGGUGACAACGAGCAGCUCUGUGCCUGGCCUCUUCGUCCUUACUGGAAGAAUGGAGGCAAGAACUUCACCUGCGAGUACGACCAGGCCUCCAUUGACACUUUCAACUACAACUUUGAUGCCUACAAGCUGCCUCUGUACUAA
Molecule: messenger RNA, 1746 nt
Organism: Penicillium pulvis
Lineage: Eukaryota; Fungi; Ascomycota; Eurotiomycetes; Eurotiales; Aspergillaceae
Product: tannase
Exons: 2
Coding region: 1-1746 (581 amino acids)
Source: RefSeq, a predicted model, not a curated record